This is a messenger RNA of Populus trichocarpa (black cottonwood), 1567 nucleotides long. RefSeq names its product probable E3 ubiquitin-protein ligase RHB1A. The transcript is spliced from 5 exons. Bases 286 to 924 code for a protein of 212 amino acids. The record is from RefSeq and is a predicted model, not a curated record. Gene Ontology annotation, molecular function: ubiquitin-protein transferase activity. Lineage: Eukaryota; Viridiplantae; Streptophyta; Magnoliopsida; Malpighiales; Salicaceae.
UUGAUAGUUGAAGUGGAGGAUGGAGCACGUAUAAAAUUAUACAUAGAGAGAGCUUCCUUUUCAGUGAAAGUCGUUGUCGCACACGAAAACACACCACCUGUUCCUUUCUACCAGAAAAAGAAAAGAAGAAGAAGACGAAGAAAAAGAAGAGAAACAAAAGAAAUUCCAGUUGAUGAUCGGAGAAUAAAGAGAGAAGAAGCAAAUGAUGAUGGCGGAGAAGCAGUGGAGGAGAUAACUCGUGCUAGUAGCAGCACUAGUAGUGGUAGAAGAAGAAAGAAAGAUUAUAUGGGAGGUUGUUGCUGUUGUUCCUCUAAAGGAGCUGCUCAAUCUAAUAGCGCACCGCCUUAUUAUUAUUACCCCAGAGCACCAGCAGAGCAUGUCCCAUUGUCAUCUCACCAUGCAGCUGGGUCUGCUCUAUCCACAGGACUUCUGGUUGAUACAAACCUGGACACAUCAGUUCCUGAUGCUUAUAGACCACCUCCUGCACCUAUGCCAUUUGAUGUGGCAGUAGGACAUCUUCAAACCCUGCAUAGGUCGAGAGAGACUUGUGGUGACAAGAAUGAUGGAGCUUUGCAAACAACAAAUUCUGCUUCUGGACAAGAAAACACUGGCUUGAAUACUCGGGAAACUUCGGCUGAGUGUGAAGAUGUGAAGGAGUUAGACUGCAAGGCGCAAAUCAAUUCAGAACUUGAUGCGGCGAAGGAGCUAGAAAUUGAGCUUUCAAAGUCAGUUGAGCCUCUUGUUUCAGCAACAGAGGAGGAGGAUUGUCCUAUCUGUCUGGAAGAGUAUGAUUUAGAGAAUCCAAAACUUAUCACAAAAUGCGAGCAUCACUUCCAUCUUUCAUGCAUUCUUGAAUGGAUGGAAAGAAGUGAGAGUUGUCCUGUUUGUGACAAGGAAGUGAUAAUCGACCCUCCUAUUGAUUAGUAGCUGUGCAGAAAACAUGUUGAAGAUCAACUUCUUAGCUGUUUGAAAUCAUGUUUGUGAAGCAAAAGUUACAAAUGCAUGAGAGUUUGGAGUUUUUUUUCUUUGCCCACAAUCUGGUGCUUGCCACAGAUUUGGCUGUAGCUAUUUUUUUUCCUUCUUCUUUUUUAAGAGUCAGUGCCUACUUCAAUGCUUGUUGUUAUGUGUCCUCACUUCAUCAAAGCUUCAGAUUUUUCAAGGAAAUGAGAAAAAAAAAAUUAAUAAAAAAAAUUGGGGUGGCGGGGAAGAAGAUGAGAAGAGAGGAUAGAGGCUGGUCCUACAUCAUCAUGGAUGUCCAUUACUUAGUCGUUAUAACAGAACAGCAGGUGGGCGUUUUCUUUCCUUCUCUUUGUCCUAGUAUAGCUUUACUGCAAUUCAUACCCUGAAAUACUCUUACCAUUGCUUUCUUUCUCCUUCAACCUUUUAAAUUGUUAUGUAAAUCUUAUAUGGUUGUUUUGUCUAAAAUUCAUCUGUUUGUGAGUUUGAUUGGUAGUGGGGGAUUGAUUGAUGCAAGGAAAGUUUGGGAAGGAUCAAAAGAAGGGCUUUUUGUUUAGAUAAUUCAUGUAAAUAACACUCUGAUUUACACGUCAAGGUUUGAUUUUGUCGA